AUGGCAACAUUUUAAGAGAGGUUUAAGGGAAAAACAUCGGUGAUGGGUAGAAAUGGAUUAGAAUCAGUAUUGAAUACAUGUCAAUAGCCUAUCAAGAAAGAACUUGAUUGUAUGAUUAUCAAAUAAUCAAGAUCAAAAUAAACCACCACCAAUGUAUUAGCCUCUCUAACAACAAACAAAUAUUUAAAUAUCUCCUAUAAAAAUUUAAUACAAUAAAUAGACAAAUAACUAAACUCUAUAUUAACAUAAUCCAUAUAUUGGGGAAUAAUAAAUAUUAGACUCUCUUUAAUACUUAAGCUAAUAAUAAUACUUUUAGCCUAUUGCAAAUUAUCAAGUAUCAACAGAACCAUAAAAAAAAGAGGAUAAUAGAUCAAAAUCAGCAAAAUAAUAAUUAGAUUCAGCAGAUGAAUCAUAACGCUACAAACCAUAUACAAUAAAGGAUUAUGAAAUUAUGAAGAAGACUGCAAAUGCAAAAUUAGGAGGCUUAGGUCCUAAUUUAAGUGGAGAAGAAUGGGCAAAAGACAAAGAAAAAGUAUUAAAACGUUAAGAAUUUGCAGAAUAAGUAAGAUAAUUUAAUUCAACAAAUAUAAUAACUACAAGAAUAAAAGAGCCUAAAUAAUCUGAACCUAAUGCAAGGUAAUAAUAAUAUAUAAUUUAGAACUAAAGCAAUGGAUUUUGCAAGAAAUAUUCCAAAACCAUAACCAAGAAAAAAGGAAGAUUAAGUAGUGAAAAAUACUCCAAAUAAGACUUCAGAUAAUACUAAUAAUAUAAGUAGAGAUCCUUUUGAUGAUGAAAUUGCUCGUCUUGAGAGAGAACACUUAAAAUAUUUGAAUUAAUUAGAUAAAAUGAAAUGA
Molecule: messenger RNA, 854 nt
Organism: Paramecium pentaurelia
Lineage: Eukaryota; Ciliophora; Oligohymenophorea; Peniculida; Parameciidae
Source: the annotation of a GenBank genome assembly